AUGACGAUUCCAUUCCCUCCCCCUGGCUACGUAGAGGCCUCGCUCAAGCGCGUUCGUGUAUUCUUUGGUGGACAAUGGAUUGUCGACACGAAGGUAGCUAAGCUCGGGUGGGAACAUCCGAACUACCCGCAAUAUUUCUUCCCCCUAUCUGAGGUCCCCGAAAAAUACCUCGAAAAAUCUUCUGAAGAUACAUACGAUGUCGUUGUUGAUAGCAAACGUGCGGCUCAAGCUGCCAUAGUCUUCAAGGGCGGCCCAUUUUCUGGACUUUUGCGGAUUGUAUUUGGGAAGAUGGACGCAUGGUUCGAGGAGGAAGAGCAGAUUUUCAUUCAUCCGAAGGAUCCAUAUAAGCGUGUAGAAGUGCUCCCCUCUUCUCGUCACAUCCGUGUCGAAGUUGACGGUGUAGAAGUUGCAAACACGAAACGAGCUCGCCUCCUCUUCGAGACCGGCUUACCCGUUCGCAGUUACAUUCCUAAAACCGAUACACGUUUGGACAUACUGGAACCCUCCAGCCUCACUACUCAAUGCCCUUACAAGGGGGUGGCGAGCUACUACAAUGUGAAGCUGCCUUCGGGCCAGACACGCGAUGAUAUAGUAUGGUGGUACCGUACGCCACUCCUGGAGUGUUCGGAGAUCAGAGGACAUGUGGCUUUUUAUGAUGAGAAGGUCGACGUUUGGGUCGACGGGGUGAAGGUUGAGAGACCGAAGACGCAUUUUGCUUGA
Molecule: messenger RNA, 720 nt
Organism: Stereum hirsutum FP-91666 SS1
Lineage: Eukaryota; Fungi; Basidiomycota; Agaricomycetes; Russulales; Stereaceae
Product: DUF427-domain-containing protein
Exons: 4
Coding region: 1-720 (239 amino acids)
Source: RefSeq, a predicted model, not a curated record